UCACUUAUUCUCUCCCAAGCCAAAACUUUGUGACUCCACCUCAGCCCCAGUGGUCCCGCCAUCCCUCUCUGCACACAGAAGGAAAUUCUGGACGCGCAGAAGGAGGAAAGAACAUCAUGGCCAGGGAUCCCCAGGAGAGCAACCAGGAAUUCAACCUGCAAGAUGCACACGCGUCUAAAGCCAGGAAGGACCGCCACAAAAGAUACAAGAUCUGUGGGGUGCUGCUUAGUACCCUGUUGCUCUCCCUCAUCCUGACCAUUUUGGGCGCCUACUAUUUUUGGAAGCCGUACCCCAAAAAAAUCUAUGACAUGGAGCACACAUUUUUCAGCAACGGCGAGAAGCAGAAGAUCUUAAUGAAGAUCGACUCACUCACCAGGACAGAGAUCUUCCAAACUGGAAAGGGCAGCGAGGAAGUCCUGGAAAUACAUGAUUUUAAGAACGGAAUAACCGGCAUCUUUUUUGUGGGGGAUCCAAAGUGCUUCAUCAGAAACCAGAUUCAAGGGAUACCUGAAAUAUCUGAAGUGGAAAUGGAAGAGCCUGAGGGUGAGGAAAUUACAGCCACCUAUUUCGAACAAUCCGUGAUCUGGGUUCCAGGGGAGAAGCCAAUUGAAAAUAAAGAUUUCCUGAAGAACUCCAAAAUCUUCGACCUCUGCAAAAAUGUGACUGUUUACUGGAUCCAUCCAACUUUGCUAAGAGAGCCGGAACUCCUCGACUUUGGAAAUGGAGGGAAGGAGGAGGAUCGGGUCCCUACAAGCAAGCAAGAAUGGGCCGAAGAGCAGGAGGGAAAGGGAGAGCACUCGGCCAAGGAAAAGGUGCCAGGCACCAGGCGACAGGCGCGGCAGCUCACGGAAGAAGACCUCCCGGUAAACGACUACACGGAGAACGGACUCGAGUUUCACCCCCUCUGGGACGAGAGAGGAUACUGCUGCGCCCGCUGCCGUCGCGCCCAUCGAUACUGCCGGCGAGUGUGCGAGCCUCUCCUGGGAUAUUACCCCUACCCUUACUGUUACCAAGGCGGGCGGGUGAUCUGCCGCGUGAUCAUGCCAUGCAACUGGUGGAUAGCACGGAUGUUGGGGCGGGUGUAAGCACGCCCGGCCCCCCAAAAAGAAAGUCCAAUAUAACGCAGCAGGUAAAACCCACUCAGGCCGUCCCCUACGGGCACCCUUGUGCUCCCAAUACCCUCCUUGCCAUUACCACAAUCCAAUGGGAACAUGUGGAAGACCCACCCUUAAACCCAUGGACAU
Molecule: messenger RNA, 1244 nt
Organism: Elgaria multicarinata webbii
Lineage: Eukaryota; Metazoa; Chordata; Lepidosauria; Squamata; Anguidae
Gene: TNMD
Product: tenomodulin
Exons: 7
Coding region: 117-1085 (322 amino acids)
Biological process (GO): negative regulation of endothelial cell proliferation; negative regulation of angiogenesis
Source: RefSeq, a predicted model, not a curated record